AUGGGGCUGCAGCCCCGGCGCGCCGCGGGGCCCUGCCCGCCCGCGGGGAGAAGCGCCGCCCUGCCCGGAGCGCGCUCCGCUCCCCCCUGGGCCCGCAGCGACGAGCCGGAGGGAACUCCCGGGCGCCCCGCCACGCUGCCGCCCCUCCUGCCGGCCAUCCUGCCGACCCCCUCCGCUUCCCCCGCUGCCGCCCGGGCGCAGCCCAAGAAGCCGCCGGCCACCGCCUCGGCCCCCAAGAAGGCAGCGCCUCGGCCCGCAGAGGAGAAGGCGGCGAGGAAGGCGCGGGGGGCGCCCCCGGAGCGGCCGGGGCCCCUCUCCAGCUCCUGGCCCUGCUCGUCCCUGCAGCGGCCGCCGCCGCGGAGACCGCCGGCCGAGAGGGCGGCGCGGCCCCAGCCCGCCCCGCCGCAGCCGCGGGGCCGCCCGGCGGCGCCGGGGGCGGGCAGCCGCUCCUGCGAGAGCCUCGGCGGGGCGCCGGGGGAGGCGGCGGGGCGCUUCUCGCUGAGCCUGCCCCCGGAGGCCAUCCGGGUGCUGCAGCGCCGCAGCCUGGAGCGGCAGCGGGGGCAGCCCGCGCCCUCCCCCGCCGGCAGAGCCGCCCCGGCCCGGCGCGGCGACCUGCGCGCUCUGCUGAAGGUUUCGCUGCUCAACGACCGGCACCGCUACGACGACGAGGAGUACGAGGAGGAGGAGGCGGGGGCCGCGGCGGACGAGGGGCUGGUGCGGAAAUGCACCGAGUGGCUGCGCGGCGUGGAGAGCGCGGCCGGCCGCGACCACCCCGACCGGCUGGAGACGCUGCCGCACUUGGGCACCCUCUGAGCCCCGCCGGGACCGGGGGGAGGUGGGGCCGCCGUCCGCGAUGUCGUGCUCCUUGUGGUGUUGUCGGCGCCCUGGCAGCCCGGGCGGGUGGCGGCGGGGGCCGGGCAGCGGAGCCCCUGGCCCGGAGCCGAUCCUCGGGGCGAGGGACAAAGGAGCGGCGCCGGCCUCCGCCCGCCGGUGCCCGGGUGCUGGGAGGGAGGGCGCCGGCUGUGGGCGUCCUGCCUCCACCCUCGCGGUUUUUUUAAAGAUUUCUGGCUACUUUAUAAAAUGUGCGUAAUGGUUUUGUAUAUUUGUACAUAAAAGUUCAUUUUUAUUUAUUUGAAUAAAAGACUCUUGUGUUGCGGUA
Hirundo rustica (Barn swallow) is the source of this 1159-nucleotide messenger RNA. RefSeq names its product proline rich 18 (gene PRR18). The coding region runs from base 1 to 813 and encodes 270 amino acids. Lineage: Eukaryota; Metazoa; Chordata; Aves; Passeriformes; Hirundinidae. Gene Ontology annotation, molecular function: DNA binding. The record is from RefSeq and is a predicted model, not a curated record. The transcript has a single exon.